This is a messenger RNA of Tribolium madens (black flour beetle), 2139 nucleotides long. Its product is annotated as interferon-inducible double-stranded RNA-dependent protein kinase activator A homolog. The coding region runs from base 179 to 1333 and encodes 384 amino acids. The transcript is spliced from 7 exons. Lineage: Eukaryota; Metazoa; Arthropoda; Insecta; Coleoptera; Tenebrionidae. The record is from RefSeq and is a predicted model, not a curated record.
UGCGCAUGCGGAUUGUUUGACAUUUCUGUCCCUCAAGAAACGUCGCCAUUACAGUGUUUAUAGAUAGUGUUGUUUCUAUUUUAAUAGGUUUUAAUAAAAGUCUCUAAAUAAUUGGCGAAUGGAAUAUAAUUUGCUCGUUUUCUUCAGAAGCGGAAAUUAAGGGCCGACAAGCGGCGAGAUGUUUGUACCUCCGCCAGUUGAACAGCAAUUUCGCAUGGACCCAAAUAUGACACUUUUGCAUUCGUCAAGCCAAAUACACAAUGUCCAUCCCAGGAGAAAAAACAACAGAAAUACUUUACACGGAAUGCAAGCUGAAAGGAUGUCUCUGAGCGAGGAGGCCAAAUUGGAGAUGGCUUCGUUGCCGACUAAAACUCCCGUAUCAGUUCUUCAAGAGUUGUUGAGUCGACGUGGGGCAACACCCAAGUACGAAUUAGUCCAAAUCGAGGGUGCUAUCCAUGAACCGAUAUUCCGCUACAGGGUGUUUAUUAAUAACGAUUUGGUUGCUACCGGAACUGGUAGAUCGAAAAAAGAUGCCAAACACGCCGCUGCUAAGAAUUUACUUGAUGUUUUGGUUGGCAAGCAGAGUCCCGAACAAGCUAACGCUUCCAAUGGGACUCCAGGAGGCAACGAUAUCACAGCUCAAGUAGUGUCUCCUUUCGACGAUAAAGUGAUGGGAAAUCCAAUCGGUUGGCUCCAGGAGAUGUGUAUGUCUCGGAGAUGGCCUCCACCGUCCUACGAAAUGGAACAUGAGGAAGGUCUUCCUCACGAACGCCAAUUUACGAUAGCUUGUCAAGUAUUAAAAUUUAAAGAAGUCGGUACUGGAAAAUCGAAAAAAUUAGCAAAAAGAAUGGCAGCACAUAAAAUGUGGCAAGCGUUGCAAGAUAUGCCUUUGGAGAGCAACAACUUACCGCAUAGUUACGACGAUGACGAAGAGUUGGCGGGGAAAAUGUGUAACUUACAAGGACGCUACAGUGGUCUGAAAGAUAGUAAAAUACCGACACUCAACAUACAACACACUCAAAAGGUAUCGCAGUUUCACAAAGCCCUCAAGCAGUCCAACGGGCCGAAGUUGAAGGAGUUGCAGAAUAUAGUUCUCAACAGCGAAAACUUCAACUUCAUUCAGUUUUUACAUGAGAUUGCGACUGAGCAACAAUUUGAAGUAACUUACGUCGAUAUAGAAGAGAAGGCAUUGUCUGGCAAAAGUCAAUGUUUAGUACAACUUUCUACUUUACCGGUAGCAGUUUGUUACGGUGCUGGAACGACACCGAAAGAGGCACAAUUGGUGGCUGCUUUGAACGCACUUGAAUAUCUGAGAAUAAUGAGCAAGAAAUGAAUUUAGAGCAUAUGAUCGAUUACACUUAAACAUCUGCAACUUUUUAAUUUUUUUAAUUAUGUAUAUUUAGGCUAAUUCACGUUGAGAUGUUUUUAAGUGUAGCCGAGUCAUUUUUUUAAACAAAAAUGUAUCAAGACGCAUGUGCUUUCCCUACAUGCAUUUUGCUUUUCUUCUCGAACGGCGCCGCCAUUUUGUAAACACGUGAUGAAUGAAUUAGGGCGUCAAUAAUUUAGAUUACAUCACAUAGUUGGACAGUUUUUAUUGUUCAAAUGUGGAAAAUGCAAAACAAUAAAAAUUGUGCGACUUGACGAGAAGGAUCGCACCUAAUUUUACAAGCUAUACUUUGCAUAGAAUUAGUGGUUUUUUUCGAGACUAUGUAUGUCGUUUUUAUCAUUUUUGUGUGUGUAUAAUAAUGCACUCAAACCUAAAAUGACCAGCAGGUCGUUUUAUUUUUUAAAAUGUGUCUAUUAUUAAGAGUAGCGAUGUUUAGGAUAGCUUUAGCAUUCCACUAGACAUAUAGGCACUAGAACUUGAGUUAAUGUUUAUUGUAAUGUUGGGUGCCCCCAUAUAAUAUGUACAUAUUUAUAUUGUGUAAAGGGAGCAUUUAUUUAAUGCAAAGUAUAGAGGUUGUACCCCUGUUUCCUCAGAAUUAACAUAUAUGUCAAUAGAAGCUAAUGUUAAUUAAGAUGAAGUAUAUACUUUUCGGUCAAAAUUGUUUUUUUCUUUAUAUUCUACUUAAUUACAUCUUGAACCAUAUCGAUAUUGAUGUGUAUGCUAAUUGAAAAUAAAAUAAUAGCUUACAAAAA